AAGCUCUCAUUCAUCUCGGCGAGCCUCUGACGACAGAGAGAAAGAGAGCGCGAGCGAGAGGCAACAGACACGACUCGCUUUUCCAACGGCUUUUUUUUUUUAAUGCUGCGCGGAGAAAAAAAAGAAAAGAAAAACAACUUGUUAUUUUGAGCCAAAAAAAAAGCCGAGUGGGACUUAAACUAUUUUCAUACCCGGAUAUUACUGGCGAUGUAUAAACCCAACACGGUUGGUGUGUGAGGAGGAAUUUUGUGUUAAUGUUUUUAACCCGAAUGGUUUCGUCGUUCUCGGGACAAAAACGGGGCGCUUUUUUCCCUUCAGCUCGGCGUCACUGGGUGCGCAGCCUCACGCGUGGAUUUUAACCUUGUUGUGGUUUUUUUGUGUAUAUAAAAAAAAGGAGCGAAUUUAGACCAUACGGAAUAGCCAGAGAGGUUCUGCACCGCUGUGUAUGGAUAUUAAGUACCAGGUUGAUGAGCCCUAAACGCUGUUUUGAGACUGAUUUUGGAAGUGCAACAUCGGCUGAUGGAGUUAACGUUAUGGAGGAUCGCGUAUAGGUUCUCCGAUGUUCCCGGACUGCACCGUUCCACAGGAAGUCGUUGAUUCGAUCAGAUGGAUCGUGGAGGCCACGUGGGUGCCGUUCUCUCUCUGGAUCAGAUCCGCUCCAUACGCUCCAAGAACGAGUACACCGAAGGCCCCGUGACGUCAACGGCAUCAUCAUCACCGUCGUCUGCGACGUCGACGCGGCAACCGUCUGCACCGUCGUCGUGGCGCCCGUCGCCGCCUCCCCGGACGCUGAAGCACGAGAGGACUCACGAGGUCAUCGUGGUAAACGUUAACAACAACAAUUACGGAAGCGGCGGCACCGGCGGUGGCUUCUCUCCUUCCUCGGGAAGCUCGCCGCCUUUCCGCCAUGUGGUUAGGACGCAGCCCAAAUCGCAGAUGGCGCCCUUGCGGCCUCUGUUCCCUCCCUCGGACACUCUGUUGAUGUCGAAGCAGGCAAAAUCGAAGGGCGAGUCGUUGUUAUCGUCAUCGUCUUCGUCGUCCUCGUCGUCCUCGUCGCACCAGCUGAUCUGCGAGAGCUGUGGGAAGUGUAAGUGCGUCGAGUGCACUUCGCCAAGACCCCUUCCCUCGCGGAUGGUGUGCGACGGCCAGUGCGUGUGCUCGGCUGAGAGCGUGCUGGAGCACGGCACGUGCAUGUGCCUGGUCAAGGGCCUUUUCUACCACUGCUCGAGUGAGGGUGGAGAUGAUGCGGGCGACUCGUGCGCUGACCGACCGUGCUCACUGUCGCGGCCCCGCUGCCCGGCGCGCUUCCUCUGCAUGGCUCUCAUGGCACCCGUCUUCCCCUGCCUGCUCUGCUACCCUCCCUGCAAAGGGUGCCUGAAAGUGUGCCAGGUGUGCCACGACCGCCUGCGCCGCCCCGGCUGUCGCUGCAAGAACUCAAACGCCGUCUACUGCUGGAGGGACGGGCAGGGACACACGCUCACGCCGGGCAAACCUACCUGAGCGGGACCGGACACACAAACGAGACACUAACAAACACGGAGCCGAAAACACAGGCACUAACACACGCAGGAUUAAGGGCUUAUUUUUUUUGGCCCCAUUCGGCUUCCAUACUCAAGCUAAAACAUGCAGAGCCGAAUACGUGCUAACACACACAGCAGGGAGUCCAAAUCCACGCUAACAAACACACUGAGGUCUGAAUGUGUGCCAGGCAUGUGCCGGUAAUUAGUUAUGCAAUGACAAGAAAUUCAAUAUUGUUAUCGUGGAGGCUUUGAAAUCUCAUCAGUGCCACUGUGGUGUGAGGACAGCUGUGUCUUCAUCUUUGCCAGCAUGGGCAAUCCCAUAAUUCUCUAAUGUGCAUUGCGUAAAUAUCAAAAACAGUGCUAAGAUGUUGUAAUAUCGCAAUAUUAAAAGUGUAAAACGGCACAUGCCUUAAAAAAGCGCUAACAUACAGUGCGGGACGCAGACUGACGGCGAGUCCCAGGACACACAACACCGAUCCGGGAGGAAGAGGACGGACAAUGAUAUCCUGACUAUGCUCUAAAUAAGCCCCGCCUGUUCCUCACCGAUCUGCUGCUAGGAGGAUGGAGGAUGAAAAACGCAAAACCACUCGUUUAUUAUCUGUCACUUGGCAGUUUUUUUUUUGUUUUGUUUUGUUUUGUUUUUUUUGUUUUUUUUUUAACAAAACCAGUGUUUGCCUUAAACUGACUGCGGGUCUGCUCAGCUACUCGAUAAAGAGACAAAGUGAAAAAGGGAAAAAAAAAAAGAGAGAACAGACAGAAGAAGAAAUUUUUAAGUAAACGAGAGAGACAUACCGAACCGAAUCUGUGAAGGACUGUCCGGCCAGCCCAUAAUACUGUAGCUGUUCCCAGAUCGCCGUAGCAACCUGGUAUUGUUCCCACACACAGGGCUUCCCGUGCCUUCCCGCGGGUCGUCUCCGUGGAAACGACCCCUCCGUCUGGUAGUGUUUCCGGACGGACAGACGGGUGGACGUUCAAACACACACACACGUACACACACACGUACACACACUCCGUGGCAUUCUGACAUUAUGGUUUUUUGUUGUUGUUUGUUGUUUUUAUUGUUUUGUUUUCUCUCCCCUUUUCUCAUAUUUUUGUAAAAAAAAAAAUUGUAUGUUCAAAUCCAUCAGAGGAAUCCUGGCUAUUUUUUAAAAAGUUACAAAAAAGAAAAUGUCUGUUUAAAAACAUUUGUUUUUGUCAUUGUAAAAAAAAAUAUUUAUUAAGUGAAGCUCUAUUAUUUUAUGAUAUUUAUUGCGAAACAAAGACAGUCUUAGAUUUACUCAUGUCUGAAUAUAACAGAAAUAUCAAUACUGAGAAAUUAAAGGGUGACACAAACGUUAUGUUAACUUUACUGCAGAAAUAUAUGAAUUAACUAAUAACA
Pangasianodon hypophthalmus (striped catfish) is the source of this 2898-nucleotide messenger RNA. RefSeq names its product sprouty homolog 1, antagonist of FGF signaling (Drosophila) (gene spry1). The record is from RefSeq and is a predicted model, not a curated record. NCBI's taxonomy places the organism in Eukaryota, Metazoa, Chordata, Actinopteri, Siluriformes, Pangasiidae. The transcript has 2 exons. Bases 607 to 1500 code for a protein of 297 amino acids. Gene Ontology annotation, cellular component: cytosol; membrane. Gene Ontology annotation, biological process: negative regulation of fibroblast growth factor receptor signaling pathway; multicellular organism development; animal organ development.